This is a messenger RNA of Epinephelus lanceolatus (giant grouper), 1125 nucleotides long. It is a transcript of the gene dmac2, whose product is annotated as distal membrane arm assembly component 2. NCBI's taxonomy places the organism in Eukaryota, Metazoa, Chordata, Actinopteri, Perciformes, Serranidae. The record is from RefSeq and is a predicted model, not a curated record. Gene Ontology annotation, molecular function: protein binding.
ACGGCGCUGUCAUGGCUGCCACUAUGAUGUCUCUACACAGAUGUUGCCAGCGGUCGGCGCUCCUCCUUGUUGCCCAGCGACGGUGCAGCUCCAGCUCAGUGUCUCCCACUCCUCUGCACACAAGGCUCCUCCUCUACCUCACUCAGCGUUUCUAUGAUGUGGAGAUGCUCCUGAGCUGGGGGUCUAAGAUGAAGAUGAGGGGGAUUCAGAAGAAGAAUGCUUUCUUUGGCUACACUCAGACGUUUUAUGGUUCAGACAUAGCAUCAGCGUAUUACAUCUUGAGUCUAAAGGGAGGAUUUAGGUUUGUCGGCCAAUCAGAGUGGUUUCGUGCAGACAAGAGGGGCAAGUUCAGUUGGGCCUUCUUGGAUCACAAAAACACACCCCUAGAGGAAGUAGACAUGAACUACACAGUGAUCAACUACACAGGACUGGGGAACCUGGAGGGUCAGAAUUGUUUGCGGACUCUGUCAUUACGAGGUUGUCCUGAAGUGGACGACUGGUUCCUGGCCAGGCUCCACAUGUUUCAGGACUCUCUGGAGGAACUGGACAUCUCUCACUGUCCACACAUCACUACAGGUGGCCUGGCUGCACUCAGGAAUCUCAAAGGGCUGCGGCGUCUAGACGUGUCAUCCCUCCCUGGGAUUUCGCAUCCUGGGUUGGUCAUCAUCCUGCUGGAGGAGAUGCUACCACAGUGCCAGAUCACUGCUACUGGCUACAACCACAGCCUGAUGCAGGAAGGAGAGGGGAAGGAGGAGCAUAUGGAAGGGCAAAGGUAGGCAAUGGGCAGGGACUCGGAGGAAUCAAGAGACUUUAAGGAGACAAAGAAUCCUCUGAGAGAGCUUUGCCAUCAGGUCACUGUAGUCUGAUGAAAAGAGUGCUGCUGACGGAGCAACGACACAUCUGAAAGAAACAUCUGACCUAAGAAUUGGAGAGGUAGUAAGUAGGAUUUUUUGAGCAAUAAAGCUGUCGCAGCUUAUUUUCGAUAUCAGACCAAACCAGUUUGCUCUUUAGAGAGAUGUGACACACCACUGGCAACAUCUAAAGCCCCGUUUCCACCAAACACUUUCGGUAUGGUGCCUUUGGAACCAAAGUAGCCCUUCAGACAUGGUACCUAGACCCUUGUGU